AUGCUUGAACGGGCAUUUUUUACAUUGCGCUGUUAUCUUAGUCAUCGAGCAAAUGGCAUCGAAGCCAUGAACAUGACAGGACCACUGUACGCCACCCUAAUUUCAAUAUUUGUAGCCGAUUCAACUAUUGCGGCUACUCUGUGCGUCCUUCUUUGGCAGAAGAAAUCCCAAAUCAAACGAACAAGAUGCAUUGUGAAAUCAUUGACGUUCUAUGCGGUUGCUACAGGCAUUCUUACAGUGCUGAUAAACCUUACUACACUGCUCCUUAAAAUAUUUAUGAACGGUACCCCAGCGUACGAAGGUCCAUUAUUUUUCCUCAGCAAUGUUUAUGCAUGCAGUCUCCUCACCUCUCUUGAUCGACGUGAACGUAUGCUGACCGAAAUUUGCCCAUCCAAAGGACAUAUCAGUAUUUCUCUCAAUAGCAAAGACCAUUCUUCCUCCAAAAUCGAAAUAUCUCCGUACACAAAAUGCGAUAGAGACGGCGACUGCUGCCAGCCAUCAACUGAGAAUAUACAGGCUCAGUGUGCUCUGAACGGAGAUUGCGGGAAAGAUCACACCGAUUAUGGGGAUGUUCAGAUCAAGGUGGAGACACAGACUUUUCGGAGUACACCCGACCACGAAUCUGCUUCAAAGUAA
This is a messenger RNA of Psilocybe cubensis, 636 nucleotides long. RefSeq lists its product as uncharacterized. NCBI's taxonomy places the organism in Eukaryota, Fungi, Basidiomycota, Agaricomycetes, Agaricales, Agrocybaceae. The record is from RefSeq and is a predicted model, not a curated record. Bases 1 to 636 code for a protein of 211 amino acids. The transcript is spliced from 6 exons.